Molecule: messenger RNA, 1444 nt
Organism: Myxocyprinus asiaticus (Chinese sucker)
Lineage: Eukaryota; Metazoa; Chordata; Actinopteri; Cypriniformes; Catostomidae
Product: microfibril-associated glycoprotein 4-like
Exons: 5
Coding region: 50-775 (241 amino acids)
Biological process (GO): elastic fiber assembly
Source: RefSeq, a predicted model, not a curated record
GGUUCAAAAGUAAAGCUCUCUGGCAAACCUCAGAUGCAACUUCACAAACAUGAAUGUGUUGCUGUUUUUGGCCGCAGUCUCUCCUCUGUUGGUGGGCGCCGCUUCGUAUAUCCCUGUCAUUGAUUCAGACUGUUCUGAUGUCUAUGCGAGUGGAUAUAACAAGAGUGGCGUGUAUGUCAUAUUCCUAAAAAAUAACGCUUUGCUGGUUUACUGUGAGAUGGUCUCCACUGGAAAGAAAAAUGAUGACGGGAAAUGGACGGUGAUUCACAGACGAAUGGAUGGCGAUUUGAAUUUCGACAGGCCAUGGGACCAAUACAAAAUGGGCUUUGGUGAUAAAUCACGAGAAUUCUGGCUGGGGCUGGAGAAUGUCCACCUGCUGACCAACAGACAUCAGUAUGAACUGAGAGUAGAUUUGGAGGACUUUAGUGGGAACAAGGCUUACGCUCUGUACCAGAAGUUUUCUGUGAGCUCUGAGGCUAACGGGUACCGACUGAAUAUUGGCAGCUUUGUAAAUGGAGGAGCAGGUGAUUCUUUGAAUUUACACAAUGGAAUGAAGUUCACCACCUAUGACAAAGACCAGGACAAUUCGGAAAAAAAUUGUGCUGUCUCAUACCCUGGAGGGUGGUGGUACAACAAUUGUUAUCACACAAACCCCACUGGUCCGUAUUUGUGGGGGAAAAAAGAAGGUAAUAUUGGAAUUGCCUGGUAUCACUGGAAGAACAGCUGGGUGUCUCUAAAGUCCAUCAUCAUGAAGAUCAGGCGUGUAAAAAUUUAGCUCCCAGCGGAGUUACUGUAUCCAGAGCAAACACCUGAUGAAAUUUCAGCUCGCUGUACCACGAAUUUGACCUUUUUCUCUGGCUAUUGUGCAGAAAAUCUUAGCGCAUUCUCUCCUUUUCUCACUCAAGAAUUGCUGUGUGCAUUGAAAUCAUCUUCAAUAAAGUUCUGACCUGCAAGCAAAACAUCUUUCAUCUCUGUUUUUAUAUACAAUACAGAUGUGGUUAUCUCUUCUCCAGAAACCAAAAUAAGCAAUUUAUGCUAAUUUCAAACUGUAAACUAACAAAUCAAAGAAUUUUGUUUCCAGCUGGUGUGGCGACCUCAUCAUGGAUAACCCCCACCCCACCCACCAGCAGGUGAACAGCCCUGCUUGAGGUUCACUUAUCAUUUUAAUAAAGGUUUCUCCACAAAAACAGUUUUAAUGAUGUAUUGCAUUACAUUAUUCCACCGUCUCAGGCUCUCUGUCUGAAACACUCUGUUUCUGUGCUACUUCCCCUUUAAGACUUCAAUAUACAUACACGUCCAAUGUUAUGAUUGACUAACAUCUUUUUUUUAACAUGUGUGGCUCAUUAUGAAGCACACAAUAUGGCAACAAAGGCCCCAUAUAAUUGAGCAGACAAAAUUGUGUCUUCAGUGCCCAAACGCUUACUAAGUUUUAUUAGAACAAAUG